UGUAAGUACUUAUGACGUAUGUCGAUAAGUAAGAUUGGCUUCGUGGUUUUAGCAGAAAAUAUGGCUGCUGCUGUCGAAAAUUCUACUUCAAAUCAGAGAUAUUAUUGCUACCAAUGCGAUCAAAAUAUAUCUCCUACGAUACCGGUAAGAUGCUGCUUUUAUCCCUUGCUUACUUGGAAAUAAUUUCAACCUUUUAGUACAACGUAAACCGUCUUAGGUUUCGCUUUCAUUAAUGUAUACUUCGCUAAACAUAGGGUAUGUAAAUAAAAUAGUUAGAAUUGCUGUUUUGUUAUAUUGUGUUGUUAAGAAGUAUUUUCUUGUGUGAAAUUAAGUAAAGUAAAUAAAUGUUAGCUUUCGUAUGGGGUUUUUAUAGUGAAAUGCUUAAAGAUCUCUGCUAUUUGUUUGGAUUAUUAAAAAUUGUCAGGAAUAGGAAUGGCAGGAAAUAGGUUUCACAGGAAUCGUACGAUGUCGUAAAUUCGUGACUCGGUGCAUUGUAAAAAUAUACUUCCAACACAGUCUCCUAUUUGUAGAACAUAUUUGGGCAAAUAUAUUGUAUGAAGGCUAUUGAAAACUACGUAACGUGAAAUCAUUAAUAUUAUUGUUACUUAGGCUUAAAUUUUAAUAAGGGAAUGUAGAUUUUUCCCUAUAGUUGAGGUACACUUUUUUGCAAAUUUUACACUUUAUCUGUACCAGAGCAACUUCUGAAUGCAUAUGCCAUCAAAAACAUGCUGUAAGCAUAGAAUAUUGAAUUAUAUGCCAUUCAAAAACACAGCAUCAGAUGAUUGUAUUAUACUGUAGAGAUUGCACACCAGAUACCAUAUGGUACUGGAUAGUAGCAAUAUCAUGGGUAAUAUUAUAGUGACCAAUAAUACUACCUUGUACUGACUAAGUAUGCCUGUGAUCAUUUAAUCAGGUACGGUAGCUUAAAUGCAUUUGAUUGGUUAAUAGUCCCUUAAUUAAUGGCAGUCUGGAAAUUUUGUAUCUUACGCCAAAUAUAGUGUACUGGGUAAUAACCAAACACUGGAUAUUCAUAUCCAUUCUUGGACAAUACUAAUUUCUUCCCAUAAAAUAGUCCAUAUUUAUUAAUAGUAUAUGACUUUAUCCCCUUGUGUAAUAAGCAUAAAUUUCUAUGGCACAGCAGAGAGUAGUUUACAUCACAAUAAAUGUUUCUGUAAUUCCAUUUAAUUAAAUGCAUUGCACACAUAGUAAUUUGGCAUUCCCAGAUACUUUGCUUUCCCAAAAUAAUGUCGUUCCGGUUCCCGACCGGCCCUAUUUUUUUCUGCCGACCCUAUUAUUUUUUCAACGCGAUUGACCUGGGUGGUUGCGGGCUGCUGCCUAAAUGGUGUCUGUUGUCACACUAAUUAUUGAAAAAACCAUGAAAAAAAAUUCAAAAAAUAAUUUUAUUUCCAACCUACCGACCCUAAUUUUUUUGCAAUAUGAAACUGGAACCACAGGUAUUUUUUUAGGCCCAAUGCGACUUAAUGGGUUAAUUUGCAGAACAAGUCCAUGGUUGGGCAAAAUCUGUUCAAACUAACCCACAAUCUCGUGGGCAAGAGGUGAUUGCCCUGACAGAAGCCCCUGGCAGCUAGACAGAGAAAUAAAAAAUCCAUUUUCUCAGCCUCUUCCGGGAGGCUAAAAUUUAAGGCUAUCUAUACCAAAAAAUGAUACCCACACUAGUUAACAGUUAACCAUUAAGGGGGUCUUCCACCCUAAAAACAUUUUUUUUCAAUUUAAAGGUUUUAUCAUAUUUGAGUCAAAUAUGAUGGAAUAUCCUCAGCUGACGCAGGAUCAGUAACUUUUACAUUCGUCAUUGCCAUAGUAUUAAUAGUAACUAAGAUAGGCCUUGCUAUAGGGUAAAAUAUAGGGUUUGCUCCAAAAAUGAUGUGAGCCAAACUAAUUUACCGAGGAUUUUAGAAACAGCUUUAAUGGACACUUAAUACAUCGAUCUAUGUCAUGAACCUAAAAAAAUAUACAAGUAAUAUAAUAAGGCCUUCAUAUUUUACUUUUUUAAAAUUAUAUAAAGAAAGGAGUUCUUAUAAGGCUACUCUUGCAAUGUAUAUUGCUGAUAUAUGAAGUUUUUUAGGUCCAUGACAUGGCUAUGUAACAAGCAAAUAAACUCUGAAAAUUUCGAACGAAUUGAUUCAGUAUGAACAGUAGGAGAGUUUUUAGUAUUUUGCAAAAUGCUCAUGUGAGAAAAGCGAUUUUAAAGUUUUUGCAUAUAUUAGAAUAACUUAGAUAGAACAAUAUAAUUGAAAAUGGAACAAUAGACUAAACCAAUCGCAUAUCUUUAUCGCUCCGGGUAAAAUCGUGGUUUUACCCUACGAAGGUGUAGAAUUUGCUGGAUUUCUCUGGUUUACGGUACAUUUUCGUUCUUAAAAUUACACAGAUUUUAUAAAGAAUGCUAUAAAGACUACAUUUUUACGUUUUUUCUAAAAAAAAACAAAUAUUGGAAAAUUUGGGUGGAAGACCACCUUAAGCGCCAGCAAGUAAAAUCAUCUGGCGUUAGACAGAGUAAAAUAAUAUGGCCAGCGUUAGACAGAGUAAAAUAAUAAAGUAGAGCGCAAUACGACUCAGUGGGUUAAACAUAAAUGAAAAUUUAUUGUUUGAUUUUGUAGGAAUUUACUUGUCCUGAAUGCCAUUUAGGAUUUAUAGAAGAACUAAAGAAUGAAGAGUAUGUACAAAUCAUAAAUGCUUUAUUGAUUUGUAUUGUAAACAAGCGUGUUUAUUGGUAUGAAAUUGCCCUAACAAACAAUAAUUUUGUAUUGUUUUUAGAGAAAUGGACCUAGAUGAAAGUGAUGGUAGAAGUGACCCAGAGGUAUUAGGAAAUUUAAAAAAUCAUCUUCUAGAUUUCCGAUAUGGUAAAUUGGUAAAAACCAGGAUGUUUGAUAUUUACCAUUAAUGGUAUUUUCCUGUGCACAGGAAAAAAAAUAAAGUACCAUUAAUAAACAAUUAGGGACCGGUCAUUAUUUAUGGUGGGGGGUGGCACCGAAGAGAAAAAGGUUGGGUAAACAAAAUUUUGAGUGAGUAAAAGGUUGGGUAAAUGAAAAACAAAACAACUCAAGGGUUGGGUAAUAAAAAUUUACUGUCAUUUCCAAAGCAUGACCCACUGAAAUAUUGGAGACUGAAAAGCAAUGUCAACAGUCAUUUGUCAAUACAAUAUGUGAAUCAAUCAGAGUCACUAUCUUGAUCAUAGUUUGACAAAACAAAUUGUGUUCCAAAGAAAGUACAUGUGCAGACAACAUGAAACUUUAGACUGCAGAACAUUUCACAAGCCGUUAUCAAACUCAUGUCACUGAAGUGAUAGAGGACAUGUAUGACAACUGAAUGGUAUCCUUUUGUUAAGUUUUUGGCCAGGGGUGGGUAGUUAUUUUUUAAUUGAUAUUUGAGGUUGGGUAAUCAAAUUUUUGUCUUUUUAAUGGUUGGGUCAGCAAAAUUUUUGACACGGAAAACAUUUCUCUUCAGUGCCACCCCCCGCCAUAAAUAAUGACGUGUCCCUUAUUGAAUUUGGUUUUCUUCAUUAUUGAUAAGAAUUUUAAAUGUAAGUAUUGUUUUUAGCACCAUUUUUCAUUGAUGAUGCGAAACAUUGAACCAGGAAGAAAUGGUUAGUAGAUUAGGUUUGUAAAGUGAGGUCUGAUAUCUUGAUUGUGCAUCAAAACUAUGAGUGAGAAUUACAUCAGAGUUGUAGUUUUGAGUCAUGUGACUUGUAAUUGACUUGGACUUUUGUGACUUGACUAUUGUUAGUCAGAUUAACAACUUGUGACUUGGACAAAAUGAUUUGACUUGUACAUGCAAGAAAUGACUUACCAAUUGAUGCAAGUCAAAUGUAAAGUUGCAAAUAUCCAGUGUAAUUUAAGAAACAUUUCUACAAAUACUAUAGUGACUAGUGCUGUAGUGUGGCCAGAUUUUGUAGGGCUUGUUAUGUUUAUGAGAGUAAUAUAUAAUUGUCGUGGGUGACUCUCCAUUUGUGGUAAAAAAGAACAGCUGUACAGAAUGACUUGCAACUUGACUUGGUCACUAACAAAAUGUCUUGCAAAUUAUGACUAGUAGUAACAAUGUCCUGAUGUCUGGAUUUUGUUUAUAGAAAUUCGUAUCGGGAGACCAGGGAGGCGAAGAAGACCUCACAUGCGAAGUAGACCUGGCCUCAUUUCACAAGAUCCUGUUGUUGGACAUUUUGCUGCUCUCGAUCAGUAAGAUUAGUAAACAUUUUCUCUCUCGGGACUUUGUCUUUGUUCAGAAACAACGAAGAUGAAGGAAUUUACAAAAGCAGGGUUCAAAACAACCACUUGUUGACCUGUUGAUUCCAGGCAAUUUUUACAAACAACAGGUGUAAAAACUGUUCACCUUAACAGAGCUGAAAGUGCACAUCACAGUACAUGUACAAGUUUAACCUAUUGAGCACCAGCACUCUACCCUUGACGAGUAAAAUUGUCUGGCAUUAGAAAGAGUAUAAUAAUAAAGUAGGUCACAUUGAGGCACAAUGCAACUUAACGGUUAAUAAUGGAGGAGACAGAUAAAAGUAUACAACCUAUUUCCAUGGACAAGUAAAAAAUAGGAACAUUUCAAACCCUGAGAAGUCAAUAAGGAAUUUGUGAAAGUCAGUAUUUCUUAUCCCAUUAGAGGCUAAUGAUUUGUUGUAUGAACCUUUGCAGGCUUUUGCGGCUAUUUGGUCAAGAUUCUGGACACAGUAAGUACUUUGAAAAAGUCUCCAGUCCAGUCCGUACUUUAGAUAGAGCUAAGGGGUGUAGGGAGGUAUGCAACCCCUCACAAUCUUAAGCAACCCUUAGAAAGCUUGUUUAAAAUUAUAUCUGUAGGUACAUCAAGUACUAUAUUUUAACGUGAAAAUGUAACGAAAGAAGUAACGUAAACGUUGAUCAGAAAAGUAACGUGCUAUCGUUCCAUUUUAAUUAAGCCAAAAUGUACUGUAAGUAGUUAUACAGUUGCCUGUUUUAAAAACCGUAACUAAUUACUGUGAAAGUUACUUAAAAAACAGUAACAAUUACUUGUAAUUUCGUUACUUAUAACGAAAUUAGGUACAGCACUGAUAUUUUUGUGCUGGAUACCAGAUUUCACACUUUGGAUAACCCUGAAAAUGUCAAGCCCUGUCAAUGAGACCCAACAUGCUACAAUAUAAUGCGCUCUUUUGUCUAUCAUUUGCAAAGUAUGCAUCUUUUGGCAAUAAUUUAGCAAUAAUUUCUAUGAUCAUUUAGGAGUUUCUAUUAGUAUCACAAGUAUUUAUCAUGAAUUCUAAUUUUCAGCUGGUAUGUCUGGUGGUGAAUCAUUUAGUGGAAACCCAGGCUUUCUGUAAGUAUGGUGUAUGGUAUAUGUUUAUGGAUGAUCAACGUUUUUUGUCUAGCUGAGAAGUGUCCAACUUGCUGUUAUAAACAAGUAACAGUAUUUAUUUUCCUUUUUGAACAGAAAUUUAUUUCACAUUCAUGGUAAUCCAGGAGAUUAUGCAUGGGGUGGCAGAGGACUGGAUUCCAUCAUAACUAGAGUAAGUAUAUCUAAAAUUAUGUUUACUGAUUGCAAAGAUAUAUUAGUGGACGACAUGCAUAUUGUAAUAGCCCUUUCCCCUUAUAACUAAAUUUUUGAUCUAGACAAGUCUAGACAAAAAUUUCAUCACAGCUUGAAAGAGCAUCACAAAAUUAGUAAUAUUCCGAAGUUUCGUUGCGAAAUGUUGUAAAAUGUGGAUAAUAUAGCCCUGCGAAAUUUGCAAUUUUCAGUGAUUUUGUAUUACAAACGGGAAAUUGAUGCCCCAACACCCGAUUGGGCUGUCAAUUUCCCAUGCGUAAUACAAAAUGACUGAAAAACGGCAAACUUCGCAAGGCUAUAUUAUCCGCAUUUUACAACAUUUCGCAACGAAAUUACUAAUUUUGUGAUGCUCUUUCAAGCUGUGAUGAAAUUUUUGUCUAGAUCAAAAUUUUAGUUAUAUGGGGAAAGGUCCAUUGUUCCAGUCUCAGAGCUAUGCCAUGAUUCAGCUGCAAUUUUAUCCUGACGCAAAGCCAGGCUGCGAUAAUUGAAGAUUUUUCUUUGCAACUCAAUGGCGCCGCUACGACUAUUACUCGAUACAGACGUAAAAAUGUCACAUCCUGUCAACAAGACGUGCUCGCAACAAGCUUGUAUAACAAACUGUAACAGUGUGGUUGGUUUGUCGAGUUGUUACAAGAUUGUGAGUCACAAAUUGUUAACAAGUUAUUGCAAAUUGUAAUAAGUCUGUUAAGUUAACAACAUUGUAGCAAGUUGUUAGCAAGCCGUUGACUAAAGGUAGCCUGGUUCGUUACAAUCAUACCUAGAAAAUAUAUUUUUUUUCUUGGCAGUAAAAUCCAAAAAUAAAUAUUUCCUGUGUAGGUCAAAUAUAAAACGUCCUGCACAUGUAGAUUUCAGAGAACGUAUGGCGCCUCACAUUGUGAUAUAUUAUACAAAUAAUGAAUGUUUAUUCGUGCAAUGGCAAGAAUAUUUUCAUGAGGUGAAAGAUGGAAUGUUCCAUUCAAUGAGGCGACAGCCGAGUUGAAUGGAACAUUCCAUUUUUCACCGAAUGAAAAUAUUCUUACCAUUGCACGAAAAAGCAUUCAUUAUUUGUUUUAUAUAAUACCAAAAUAGAGUAAUAGAUUCGUAUGAGAAGCAUUUUGAGGGGUGCGAUUUAUUGAAAACACAAAGAGUGCAAUUGUACUAUACAUUUUAUUCCAUUGCACUCGCAGAGAGUGCAAUGGAACGUAUUCCAUUGCAUUCUUGGGAAAUGGAAUUUUCUAUUCAAUAUCACGUGACCAUAAACAGCCAAUUAAACGAUCAGAUUUCAAUAAGGUAUUAUAUAAACUUCAAUGUCGGCACAAGACAAUCUCGACUUGCAAAACGCUUUGGUAAAUAAUCAGUAAAUUAUGUGGCAUCCAGUAUAUAUGAUGACAAAAAUUUCCUGCAAGAUGUAAGAAAAUUUUAUGCGAAGAUAUUUUGUUAAACAUUUCCUGGCAAUGGUGCUGCUGGUCAUUUUCAACGUAUACACAAAGCAUGAUUUUCUAAAAAGUAUUCAAUCAAUUACCUCAAACAUUACGAGUGAGAACAACGAGGAGUAAGUACCAUUGCAUAUACCAACACAUGUAUUUGACUCCAGCAUUCCUCAGUCUCAUCUCAUUCCAUCGUGUUUCAUGUCAAGAAUGUCGAACAUAUUAUAGAAAGGAUGAUUCCAGCUAUAUGUAGACUAAAUUUUGAUCUAGGCAAGAAGAACAAAAUCCAUCACCACAGCUAGAAAGAGCAUGUUAACAUGUUAAUUGUUAGCAUGUUAAUUAGUAAAAUUGCAAAGUUUGGUUGCGAAAUGUUGUAAAAGGAGGAAAAUAUAGCCCUACGAAAUUUGCAAAUUUUGUAUUAAUUUGUAUUACGCACGGGAAAAUGCACCAUAUUUGGGCCGAAAGUGGUGCAUUUUCCCGCGAGUAAUGCAAAUUAAUACAAAAUUUGCAAAUUUCGUAGGGCUAUAUUUUCCGCAUUUUACAACAUUUCGCAACCAAACUUUGCAAUUUUACUAAUUUUAACAUACUCUUUCUAGCUGUGGUGAUGGAUUGAUGGAUUUCAAAGUUCUUCCUGCCUCGAAAUUUAGUCUAUAUAUAGCUGGAAUCAUCUAUCAGACUAUUACGGUUUUGAAUACCUUGGAAAGGUCAUAUGGUACCGGUAGCAAAAUGUAAGUACGUCGAAAGUACGAGACGGUAAUGUUGGCGAUCUCCGCUACGUAACAUUUUACUCGGAUGCAACACUAUACUAGCUUAUUGCCGAGAUCAAAUUGAAACACAGAUGUAUAUUAGAGCGAAGGACUGUGUUUGGAAAGUCUAAAAAUAUGUAUAUUUGUGUUUCUAGUUACUUGACCAAAUGGAAGGUUCAGGUCCACCGCCGGCAGAAGCAAGCCAGAUUGAGUCACUACCUACUGUAAAAAUAUCCCAAGAAGAUGUUGGUGAGUAUACAAAAUUAUUGACCUAUUUGACAAGAAUUAUGUCAUUGGUGGUUUUCUUCUUAGUACAUCUCGAAAAGUUCCUAAAUAUCCCUAAAACUCUUCAACAAAAAUCUUUAAAAAUCCCUACAAAAUUAUCUAUGAAAUCCCUAAGAAUCUGUUGAAAUCCUUAAAAAUCUUUACAAACCCCCAAAAAAUCUCGGAAAUAUCCCCAAGAAUCUAAAGCCCAUGUUACACGGUGCAAUUUUUCUUGCAACUUGCAAUGCAAUUCUACUCUUGAGAGAUGUAAAAUUGCGAAAUAUGAGUCUUCGUUACACUCCGCUGAUGUUUUCUCAACAUAUCGAAAAUUCUUCACUGAUUUCACAAAUGAACAUCUCCCAAGAGUAGAAUUGCAUAAUGCAAGUUGCAAGAAAAAUUAAGGUAUUUUCGAAAUCUCAGAAAUCUCGUACACAUUUUUGGAGUGAUAGAAACUGACAGAUUAAGGGUCAGAGACGAGUGACCGUAGCUUCGCGAGACUGAGUGAAGAUAUCUUAAUUAGAAAGACUAAUAAGCUGCAAACGAUAGACAAAGAACAAAAAAAAUUCUGGUAUUCAAACAACGGCGAAUAAUAGCAUACAAUUUCGUACAUUUCUUUGUUUUAGAUAUGAGUUUAGAAUGUCCUGUAUGUAAAGAAGUGUUUAGUUUGGAUGAAGAAGUUAAAAAGUUACCCUGUAAACAUUAUUUUCAUGAAAGUUGUAUUACUCCAUGGCUCAAGAAGGUGGGUAGACAAUAUUAUUACUGCUAUC
This is a messenger RNA of Paramuricea clavata, 8712 nucleotides long. NCBI's taxonomy places the organism in Eukaryota, Metazoa, Cnidaria, Anthozoa, Malacalcyonacea, Plexauridae. The record is from the annotation of a GenBank genome assembly.